AUGGCGACCAUCGCACCUCCCCCCGCAGCCCCUACACUGGCAGACCUGCCCCUCGAACAACUCAGCCUCUAUCAUGUCGUCGACUCUUGUCUAUCAUCCAUCUUCGUCUUCUACGGCGCAGUCUCCACCGCCAAUGCAACUGUGAGCAGUUCUCGCAUUCAGGUCCAUAUAUUCACACCUGCCGGAUUCCAAAGUUAUCCUCGAAUUACAGUGUCCCCAGCUGCCCCCGUGUACGCUGCGGUCAACCACCUCCCCCGCGAAAAACAAGGCGAUGAGGUGUGUCGAGGACUUGCAGUCAGCAUGCUGAGGUAUUUUGCUGAGCUGUCUGAGCCGGUUAAACACCGUUUGACUGGGGUGGCGCGGGCUGGAAGACCGGGAGGAAAGGUGCCCAAGAUGUUCGAUGAGAUGCAUGCCGCGGAUCUUGCCAAUCGGAUGACAAAGGUGGAUGAUUCGUUGGAAAUUAUUCAGGAUAUUCGGAGCGCAUAUCAAGAGCGAAAGGUGCCAUGGAUUGACAUCGAUGUGGUGCUUCCUACGGGUACUAUAAAACCAUUCCACCGACGGGAGAGUGCAGGAUCAGACCUUGAGGGGAGUCAGAAUCCCCAGUACGGUCCAUACACACCCCUGAUAGAGGCAUUAGGAGACCCUAUGUUUUUGCCAACAUCUCGAUUGAAGCGUGCGCCAUCUCAGCCGACCAAUGUCAGCAAAUCGCGGCUGUUCGCAAGAAGUCAGAAAGAAGCCCUUCGUCUCACCAUGUGUGAGCUUGUGGACACCGAAGAGCGAUAUGUUGCCAAACUAUAUUCUCUUGUCCAUGAAGUGGCCGACGAAUUUCGACAAAAGGCUGUGAGCAGAGGGCCAUCAAGUAACAGCCCUGACGAGGCAGCUUUAGCGGCAUUGUUCCCACCAUGCUUGAAUGAAAUUCUGGAGGUCAACCUCGGCUUUCUCGAUGUCAUUCGACAAGUUCUGGACGAAACAGAGAAAGAUGCCAUUGCGGAUAUUGGUCAGGACACGGAGCUCCCUUCUAAUCAUCGGGGUUUGCCUAGAGAUAGAGCAGAUCCGCUUGGAGCUGCGGCAUUCGCAAAGGCCCUCUUUGAAUGGCUACCACAAUUCUCACAGCCAUACGGAGACUAUAUGCGAGCACACACAGGUUUUACCCAAACUCUGAAUCUGUUCAUGAGAGAUAAGAAUUCUAGCUUCUCGAAGAGAGUAUACGAGACGGGAGAGCAGAGGCUGCGCUCUUUGUUGAUGGAGCCCGUUCAGCGGCUCCCUAGAUACAGUCUCCUGAUUGACACCAUGACCAGCAAUCUCCCCUUGGUUCAUCCUGCCGUGCGAACCCUGCUGAAAGCACGAGACAUCGUGAAGGAUAUCUGUGCACUAGAUAAUAAUUCUCCAUCAAGCCAUGUCCAAAGCCUCCAACGUCUGAAAGAGCUGGUGAACGGAUGGCCAGCGAAGACAUUCCCUGAAGGUCGGCUGAUUACCGCUGUCGACUUCAACGAGAUCACCCCUCCCUACCAUCUAGACGCACAGUCAUCUGGUAGCAGCACAGGGAUCAUGCUUCUUUAUAAGAACUGCCUGGUCCUUCUAGCAAAGUCCGCCGAAAGCCGGGCCACAGCCCGUGGUGUGCUGGCUGAUAUUGACAAUGCAGCCGCUUCAACCAGUGAUAUUUCCACGUCUUUACCGCGAGCAGAACUCCAGGUUUUGCAGGUACUAGACUUCCAUAAUGUUCGUUGUAUGCAAUCCACAUGUGGUCGGAUUUUGUUUGUUGCGCCAAUUUCAGCCAAGUCCAUGGAAACAAGCGCCGGAGCGGAUCUACUUGCAUUGGAAUUGGCUGGAACCUAUGAAGGAAGAGCCAACCGACUGAUCGAAGAAAUAUCCAAAGCGAAGAUUGAGGGUCGCUUUCCCGAGAGCGAAAGAGAAGGAGGCAAAUGGACACUACGAAGCCCUCCCACCGGAGCUCCAAGUAACGUGGGAAUACUGGCCUGUGUGUGCGAGGAGGGCGAGAGCGCCGCGCUUGACCAGAUUCAGUCCUCCCCUAUACGAGUUGUGUUUGAUACAUCCAGGGCGGCCUGCGGUGAAAUGUUGAGAGAUUCCAAUCUGGAGGUAAUAAUAUCAAUAUCUCCUCCAAAUGGGGAUCAAUACAGACUAGAUAUCGAUUCUGUGGUUGGAUCGGCGUCUACGGAUUUGAUCACCGCGGAGACAUUCGUUCCCACUCUUUCACGACGUCUCCAAUAUUUGCUCUCGCCUCUGCAUAGCCCCCGAAACCCAGCAUUGACUGACCCGCUGGUUCAUUCCAAUUUUGAAAUCCUUCGUUAUAUUGCCAGCAGCUUAAUCACGCAAGUCAAGUCUUCACGAGGCUUCCGCCCACCUUCGCCAACAAAACUGAUCUCAAACCUGUUGGGAGGUAGCCGUGAUAACGUUCCCACCCUUAAAGGGCCAGGAUCGGCCACUCUUACUGGCGAAUUCCCCAAAAUGCCCCCGCCAAGAGGCAACCUGUCGAGAUCGAACACUUUACCUUCGACCUUCCCUGGGAAAGAAAAAGAGAAGGACAAGGACAAAGAAAAAGAGGAAAGCGGGAAUAAAAUCUCUGUUGUUGGGACAUCUGCCUCCAACGGAUUGGACACUCAGUUCGGGUUGCUAGAACAAACAUUUGCAGCCUAUGUACUUUCUCUACAGUCUCGGAGUGGAAAUAUCCUAGGUCGGAUGCUUAGGGUCAGAGAUCAUGUUGACCGGGCGCCUGUCAAUGAGCUUUACAAUAUUUUGCUGGAAGACCCAAGCAAAAUCCAGGCUGCUGCAGAAGUGCCAGUUGAUACACUUUUUGUCGCAUUUGAAACCUUCCUUGCCAACGCUUGGAGAAGAAGCAUGGGCCCUAUAUUGAGCUCCUCUUCUCUGAAAUGGGUCCAGAGCCAGUUCGACACCAUGACGCCCCGUGAUUUUGAUGAGCAAUUCCGGAAAUUUGUGACAGAUAUGAGCCCACAAAAUAGACGAGCUCUCGCCGCGAUUAUUCGACUACUUGCCGAGCUGCUCGACGCAUCUGGGAACGAUGGAGAUCGCGGUGCUUUGACGAUGGCAUUUGCAGAGGUACUCACCGAAGACGGAAAUCCCAGCCACCAUGUCUCCCUUUUGGACCGACUGGUUGAAGACUUCGACAACCUCUUUGAAGAAUUUCUUCCUGGGGGUACCUCCGUAGAAGGAACACUGACCUGCGAUCAAUCGAAAUCUCAUACCAAUGCCGGGUCAGUCGGUUCCAACUCUUCCUCUUUCCGGAAACGCUUUGGCUUUGGUAUACAUAGGGAUACCUCGAAGAAUGAAGGCGAAAGCAAAGUCGCAUCAAUUCUACGAACAUUGAGCAAAAAGCAAAGCCCAGCCGGUUCAGAGCCCAAUACACCUAAGGGCUCUCUCUUGCGUUCCAAGUCGACUGACGUAGAUGCUCGUCUUGGGUUCCUACGCCCUACCUCUCGGGAUCGUCCUUCAUCCCGCGAUCGCCCUACAUCUCGUGAUCGCCCUGCAACUCGCGAUCGCCCUAUAUCCCGCGAUCGUCCGUAUGGGUUCGCAUCUGAGGAACAACUCUCGAGGCCGGGGACCGGCUACGAACAGCCGCCUUCUCUAUCUUCCUUCCGAGGAUUCUCUGAAGAUGUCCUGCCAAGGACUCGCAGAAAGCGAAGGAGCUCUCUUUCGGAUUUACGACCACCCACAGCAUCCUCGGAUGCAUCUAGUAUCUCCCCCACUCAACAGCUCCGCCCGACAACCCCCUCCAGCCGCCCGCGAGGAGAAGUCGUAACGCCCACUAAACAGUCCAGACCUCAGAGUAGUUACAUACCAACAUCUCAAUCACCCAUUCGCAGCCAAUCGCCAUUGCGCGGUCAAUCGCCAAUGCGUUCUAAGCCGCCAGCAAAAUCCAGUUCACCUACACGAUUAGGAUCACCCAUUCGCCGUCUGUCUCCACCCCGUCCUUCUACGCCGAGCAGGAAGGAAAACAUUGAUCCCCGGACUCCAUACACGGAGCGUGCGACCAAGUCGAGGGGUAGUAUGUCAGAGUCGCCAGCAGACGAGUCAAGGAGGCGAUCCCACGUGUCAAGCAUCCCUCAGCGGACUCCGGGCCUUCGAGAGCGGCCAACCACCAACGUUGCCGACUCCAAGCGACCACAAUCUUCAUCCUCUGCGCAGAAACCGCAAAAACCACGCAUGCAAAGCCCACAAAAGUUACGUGAUCGUGUUCAACUAGAAAAGAAGACCCAGAACACUACUCAAUUGGGCCUGAAAGACGAGCUCUCAGAGCUUGGCACUGAAUUACGUUCUCUGAAGCUCACGCCGCCAAGGCAAUCCAACCCAAUGAACCUCGAGUUUGAUUUUGACCGUACAGACACUAUUCCGUCGUCUACUACCGCCGCAUCUCUUGAAGCUCGCAUGCGAAAGCUUGAAGCCCGAGUUGAGGCGCUUGCUAAGGAAUACAAUGGUCGCACAACCGUUCUCGAGCGAGACCUGGAGUCGUCCUUAGUUCUCAGCGAGAAGCGCGUAAAGAAACUGGACGAGCUUUAUCGCGAGGCAAGCGCCGAGAACGAGGCUCUCUAUGAUCGGUUUAAUACUGAGCUCAGCAAGAUUGCAAAGGAUGUGCGAUCGGGCCACGCAGAAGACGCCUUGAAGUCCCAACUGGCCAGCGCUCUAGACGAGAUCGGUCGAGUGAAGAAAGAAAAUUUCCGCUUGAAACGAGAAGUCGGAGGUCUUCGGGCCCAGUCAGCUGCCGUUGCAUUGCUCAAAGCGAGCGAGCAAUGA
Messenger RNA from Penicillium griseofulvum, 4767 nucleotides. Its product is annotated as putative Rho guanyl nucleotide exchange factor. Bases 1 to 4767 code for a protein of 1588 amino acids. Gene Ontology annotation, molecular function: guanyl-nucleotide exchange factor activity. The transcript has 3 exons. Lineage: Eukaryota; Fungi; Ascomycota; Eurotiomycetes; Eurotiales; Aspergillaceae. The record is from RefSeq and is a predicted model, not a curated record.